UUUAUGCUCAGGAGAUUAGUUCUCCAAGGUUUACUACUCAAUAUACAAUUUAAAGCCGAACAUAUUUCUGGUAUACAUAAUAUUAAAGCGGAUUCUCGCUCCCGACAGCAAUGGAAGCGCUUCAGGUCCAGUUUCCCAGACGGAGAUGCGCAAUCAUCACCAAUCCCCCCAUCCUUUCUACACAUGAUUUACAGCUUCGAUCCCAAAAGCUUCUAGAUUGUGCAUUGUCAGCCAAUACCAAAAAAAAACAACAACUGUAUGACUCUGCAAUUAAGGCAUAUCAUAUGUUUUGUUCCAGUUAUCUCCCUAAGCAACUCUGGCCACCAUCCCCUGCAACUUUGGUUGAUUUUGUGUCAUACCUAUCCCUCACGAAGCUUUCACCUAACACAGUAAAAUCAUACAUUGCAGGCAUUUCUUACUACAACAAAUUGCACGGUUUUCCUGACACUACACAUUCAUUUUUACUCAAAAAAGUCUUAUUGGGCCUUAGUCGUAGUAACCUACACAAUGAUGGAAGGAAACCAAUCACCUUUGACAUUUUAAUUGGCAUGGUUCAGGCACUUCCAAAAAUAUGCCAGUCAUUUUAUGAAUCUACACUAUUCUCAACCAUAUUUGUGACAGCAUUUUUGGGGUUUUUCCGAAUGGGGGAGUUAGUCCAGAACAGUAAACAUGAUGCAGGUCAUGCCAUUCAAGUUCAAAAUGUUCUAUACUCCCCAUACUACAAUACCGUCAGGAUUCUUCUACAACAUUCAAAAACUGACCAGGAGGGAAAGCGGUAUAGAAAAAUCUGGAUCGUCGGGUCAUCCAUUGUUAAACAUGUUUUUUGUCAUGCAAGAAAGUCUCUCUUUGGUACCAACCUGCAGUUAGAUAGACUCAAUGCAUCCUUUUUCUGGCAAGGACAAGGGGGUAUGAGGUGGGGGCAAGUUUAUAAAAAAGUUAAAUUCUUGCUUCGGCUGGAAGACCCACCCGAAAUUUUACUUUUACAUUGUGGGGGCAAUAAUAUCCCAAUGCAAGAGGGAAAGUCCAUUGAACUUAGGUUUAACAUAAUAAAAACGCUGCAGCAUCUUUCAAAAAGUUUGCCAUCCACUACAUUAGUUUGGUCUCAGAUUUUGCCUCGGGGUGAAUGGAGUGGUGAGAGGAAUCAUGUGGCUUUAGAGAGAGUCAGGAAUCGGACAAAUAGGGCUGUGGUAUCCUUUUUGAAGAGGUCGGGUGGAAAAUACAUUCGAUACCUUGAGCUACGUUCAUAUUGUCCUGAUCUGUUCUCGUCAGACAAAGUUCACCUUUCCAAUCUCGGGAAUUACUUGUUUUUGUACAGAUUACAGCAAGCUUUGCAAACAUUUUUGUCUGAUCCAACUGUGUUUGCAUCUCCUAAAACCGGGGAAGAAGGGCCAUGGCUGCGCUAUGACUAAUUGGGUCAUAGUCUGUCAUACUUGACACUGAUAUAUGAUUUUCUUCUCACCUAGUCCAGUCUACCAGAUAUCUAAUAUAUCCGCUAUGACGGAUGUAGAUUAUCUUGUUUGUUCCAUUUUGACUAUUAUAGGCGGGAUUAAACCGACAGUGUAUACAUGUACCUAUAUAUACAUGUAUAUACACAUAUUUACAUACUAAUAUGUAUGUAGGGGCGCCAUAUCAUUUGUUUGUUGGGGUUUUGUUUUUGUUUUUUGGUUGUCUUUUUUCUCGGGGGGGGGGGGUGUGCUCUCUACCUACUGGUUUUAAAAGCUCGCCCAAAUUACACAUUUUGUUCGUUCUGCACCGAACAUCGGCCUCUGAUAGAAAGAAAGCCCAUAACAUGGGGCAUAGCUCUACUGGUGGCGCAGACGAUGCACAGCAUCGUCUCGUGGCGGCAUUCUGGCUUACCAGUAGUGUUUCUAUGUUAACUUUACAUCAAUUGACAUUUUCAUUUUCUAUUAUGGACUAGGUGAGCAAGCAAUCUGAGCAUCUGUUCCCAGGGCUCAAAUAUUUUGCUUGU
Molecule: messenger RNA, 1969 nt
Organism: Ostrea edulis (European flat oyster)
Lineage: Eukaryota; Metazoa; Mollusca; Bivalvia; Ostreida; Ostreidae
Exons: 2
Coding region: 111-1409 (432 amino acids)
Source: RefSeq, a predicted model, not a curated record